Molecule: messenger RNA, 852 nt
Organism: Penicillium malachiteum
Lineage: Eukaryota; Fungi; Ascomycota; Eurotiomycetes; Eurotiales; Aspergillaceae
Product: YoaK family protein
Exons: 1
Coding region: 1-852 (283 amino acids)
Source: RefSeq, a predicted model, not a curated record
AUGAAUCCCCGCACGCAGGAAGUACAAAGACACGAGGAUAUCGACGAAGAACUCAUUUUUGAGAAAUCGCAAGUCGAUAACGAAACUAUGGUCAAUGAAAGUGAUCCUCUCCUUGGAGAUGUGCCACCACUCCGACGCCGUGGCCUAGGCGAAUAUCUCCGUGAAGAAAUCGACACUUAUCGAGGAGACUUCCUUCUCCUCACCUGCUACAUUAUCACCGGGUUACUGGAUAGCUCUGCAGUAUUCAUCUGGGGCAGCUUUGUCUCCAUGCAGACAGGAAAUACUGUUUACUUCGGUCUCGGUCUAGUUGGCACAGAUGAUGACCGAUGGAUCAAAUCUGGUGUUUCCAUCUGUGGUUUCUGUCUUGGAUCACUAUGUUUCGCGGCAUUUCAUCGGAUAUUUUCUCCUAGACACCGCUGGGUUUUGACAGUCUCCUUCUUGAUACAACUGCUCUGUAUCACGGCUGCUGCUACGAUCGUCACCAUCUAUCGCCCUGGUCGCAAUGCGCCAUUAAGCUGGCAGGUCCUUGUACCCCUUGGUCUGGUAGCAUUCCAGAGCAGCGGACAAGCAGUAGCAAGUCGCGUCUUGAAAUAUAAUGGCCUCACAAGUGUUGUCCUGACGAGCAUCUACUGUGAUCUUUUCUCUCAUGAAGACUUCCUCUCUAUGAAAGUGUUCCAGAACACUGAGGAAAUGCGUCGACUUGGAGCUGUGAUAUGCCUCCUUCUGGGAGUCAUUUUUGGUGGCCUUUGGGCCCAUAGCUCUGUUGGAAUGAUGGGCGCCCUUUGGACAGCUGCUAGUCUCAAGGGAUUCAUGGUUUUGGCUUGGCUUGGUUGGAAGAAAAAGCAGGAGUGA